Rhagoletis zephyria (snowberry fruit fly) is the source of this 1443-nucleotide messenger RNA. RefSeq names its product glutamate receptor ionotropic, kainate 2-like. Gene Ontology annotation, cellular component: membrane. Gene Ontology annotation, molecular function: ligand-gated monoatomic ion channel activity. The record is from RefSeq and is a predicted model, not a curated record. Lineage: Eukaryota; Metazoa; Arthropoda; Insecta; Diptera; Tephritidae.
AUGAAUACUCCCCAUCAUAUUCUCUACACAUACAUACAUAAAUAUUUUCUCUUUAACACGUAUCAAAAUUUGUACUACUCGAAAAAUUUAAGUAUCUUGCGAAAUGAGCGAAAAGUAAUUAUUGACUGUGACAUUAAUAUGAUGGUUAAAUAUUUAUAUGCAAAAUUAUGUUUGAAAUAUACAUCCGGCGUCAAUAACACCAAUUAUCGCUCGAGUGACCUGCAAUUUGACGAGGAUGGACAGCGCGUUAAUUUUGGCAUAGACAUUUUCGAACCGCAAGACAAUUGUGGCAUUGGUUUCUGGGAUACGAAGGGUCAAAUAACGCCGCAACAUGUAGAGGCAAGCAUCGCAAAGAAGCUGGUUUAUCGUGUAGCCACGCGUAUUGGGGAGCCGUACUUUAUGGAGAUACCCGAGAUGGUGGAGCAGAAUGUGACUGGCAAUGAACGGUACAUGGGUUAUGCAGUAGAUUUGAUUAAAGAAAUUGCAGAACUUAUGAAUUUUGAGUAUAUAUUUGUGCCUGUAGCAGAUAACCAAUAUGGCAAAUACAAUAAGGAAACAAAGCAAUGGAACGGCAUAAUUGGCGAGCUGAUCAAUAAUGAUGCACAUAUGGGCAUUUGUGACUUGACUAUUACACAGGCACGCCGUACCGUAGUGGACUUUACCGUGCCCUUCAUGCAGCUUGGCGUAAGUAUAUUAGCCUAUGCAGAUACACCCGAGCCAAAGGCUUUGCUGGCUUUUCUUGAGCCAUUGAAAGGAGAAGUAUGGAUGUACGUCAUGGUUGCGAUUUAUGUCAUAUCUUUCUUAUUUGUGUUUUCAGCAAGAAUCGCAGAAGAUGAGUGGGAAAAUCCACAUCCUUGCAAUAAAGAUCCUGAUCUGUUGGAGAACAAGUGGGGCCUACUCAAUACCUUUUAUUUGACAGCGGCCUCCAUCAUGCAGGCUGGUUGUGAUAUAUUGCCAAAAAGUGCACCGUUCCGCACAUUCACGGCAAUGUGGUGGAUAAUUGCAGUUAUAAUACCCAACUCUUACACUGCUAAUUUGGCUGCAUUUUUGACCAGCUCAAAAAUGGAGGAUAGUGUUACAGACAUCAAGAGUCUGGCGGAGCAGACAGCUAUAAAGUUUGGCACUAUGGAAGGUGGCAGUACGUAUACGCUGUUUGCCGAGUCGAACGAGACUGUAUAUCGUCUGGCCUUCAAUAUGAUGAACAAUGAAGAUCCCUCGGCGUACACCAAGGAUAAUAAAGAAGGAGUGGAACGAGUGUUAAAAAAUAAUGGAUCAUAUAUGUUUCUAAUGGAGACAACUAGCUUGGAGUACAAUAUUGAGCGCAAUUGCCAGCUCCGCAUAGUAGGCGAGAAAUUCGGAGAAAAACAUUACGCCAUAGCAGUGCCUUUUGGGUUACAUAGCGUCAAAAAAGCUGUGCAGCAUAAAACGCCAGAAAAAAGUAGG